AUGGCGGAGCCGGACUACUACGCGCUGAUCGGGGUCGGCCAGGAUGCCACACUCCACGAGAUCCGGUCCAAGUUCAGGCAGCGGGUGCUCGCGGAGCACCCAGACAAGGGCGGCGACCCCAAGAAGUUCCAGCUCCUCAACAAGGCGUACAACGUUCUGACCGACCAGGAGAAGCGGCGGCGGUACGACGCCACCGGGCGCACCGAGCAGACAGCGGAGGAGGAGUUCGCUGCCGGCUUUGGGGGCGGUCGCUUCCAGGAGGGUCAGCGCCCCAAGGACGCCGACAGAGAGGCGGUGGUCAACCUCGAGGAGCGCGUCAGAGCAGGCCCCAGCCAACACGAUGAUGGCUUUCAGGAGUGGCUCAGGGGCCGGGACACGGAGGACAUGGUGUUGACAGACAAGGAUUUCAUGAAGAGAGCGUUAUUCAACGCGGCCGAGCUCUCAACGAAGAUCAACCACACUGGACCCGUGCAGCACGUCCUGGGCUCGUCCAGGACUGAUCAGCACGGGCAGGCCCUCAGCGGCCCCGUGCAGGUCCAGGCCAAGCCGAAGGCUCUGAAGAGGACCCUGGAUCACGACGAGCUGCUGGUGCGCAUGCUCGCCGUGCCGGUGGACGACUCCAUGAUGUAUGCGGAGCUGCAGCAGUCGGGAGUCUGCCUGGGCAUGAGCGGCGUUGGGCGCAUCGAGCAGGUGGGCUCGCGCAUCGAGGAGCUGAAGCAGGACGACGCCGUGUUCAUACUGCCGAAGCCGACCAAGUUCAACUCGCAGCGCCCGAUCGGCACCGCUCGCACGCUGCUGAUCUGCAACGAGGAGGACGUCCUGCGUGUGCCUCCCGAGAUCCUCGAGGAGUUGUCGCCGGAGCAGAUCUGCCUGGCCCCGACCAUAGUGUGCGCCUACACCAUGCUGGAGAGCUUCGGCGCCAAGCUCCAGCCAGGCGAUUCGGUCCUCCUCAACGCCGCGCACUUGUCCGCCUCCGGCUCGGCGAUCCUGCAGCUCUGCAAGUUGCUGAAGCUGAAGCCCAUCUGUCUCCUGAGCCUGCCAGGCGCCCCGAAGGACCUCGUCCGCGGCGAGUACGGCAUGAAGGCAGCGUGGCAGGACUCGGUCUCGGGGAAAGAGGCCCCUCCGUCGGUCAAGAAGCAGUACGCACGCAUCAGCGAAUGGUUGCUCAUGAUGGGUGCAGAUGAGGUCUUCCCCGACGCAGUGGCGCUGCUGCGCUGGCGGGAUCGCAACCAGCGUAUGCUUCCAAAGCUGGCCCUGGAUGGCAUUGCUGCUGGUGACUCUACGGAGCAGCUCAUUCAUUGCCUGCAGCCUGGGGAGAAAGACGCGCAGGUUGUUGUGUACGGCCAUGGCUCCGCGAAGCCAAUGGCCGUAUCUCCACCCCUGCUAUCAGCUUGGAACGGGGCGCUGAUCGGCUUCAACAUUUCGCGCUGGGUGCACUCGAUGUCCGAAAACGCACAGAAGAUGAUGUCGAUCAUGGAGAACAUCACGAAGCUGGUGCGCGCCAACAAGUUCACGCUGGACACAGUGCUUUACAAAGUAGGUGAGGACGCCGUGACCGACGCGUUCUCGCGCGCCCAGGAUGCCGCCGACGGCUCGCAGGUGGUGCUGAUAUUCCCCACCCUGCAGGAGGAGGCGAGCGGCUCGAGCCGGGCCCAGCCGCAGAACCGACCUCAGCCUUUCGCCUUUGCCCCAGACGAGAGGACCGCGCAGGCCGAGCCUGAGGACCUCGAGCGCGAGCGGCUCAAAGAGGAGUGGCUCAGCCUGCUUUUCACCGACAGGAGCCCAGCGGCGACCAGCGACGAGGGGGCGAUGCCCAUCGCCUUCGAGUCUGGCAACAGGCGCGCCCCCAACGCCCUGGUGGUGUUUAUCGGUGACAAUCCGAAGGACGACAAGGCGGUCCUCCAGGAUAUUGGAGACGACCUCUCUGGCGCUGCUUUCUGUUAUGUCUCUUGGUCCCAGCACAUGGCCGGAGAGGGCCUGGAGGAGUUCCGUGUCACCGCACCCGAGGUGGUCGACGGCUCUUUCUAUGCCCGAGACCGCCGCAGCCUCAGAAACGAGGAUUUGGACAUGCUCCAUGACGUAGACCUGUUGGGUCAUGCGAUGUCAGAGACCAUCGAAGCCAAGCUAACAGAGUACAAGCUGGAGUGGAAGAACGUCGUUCUGUACGGUUUCGGGAAGGGCGCUGGCGUAGCAACCUACGCGACGUUGCUCAAGAUAUUUCCGAAGCAGUUGUCAUCACUGGUGCUGCUCAGUCCAGUGGUACCUUUCCCGAUGUACCUCGCCGACAAAAUUUCAAAGGUUCCGCGAGGCACACAGUCGCUGAAGACUUUCGUCAUGUGGGGCAGCAAGAACAGGGCCACGCCCACUUCCUACCGGGAGCUGCUGGCCCAGACGAUGAGGAAGGCGCCCGAGGUGAUGCUCACCCCGGACACGAUCCCGGACGGCGACCACACGUUCGACUACCGAGCCUACGGUGUGCUCAAGUCGCUCCUCGGCGUCGUGCUCCCGCGAUGA
Messenger RNA from Prorocentrum cordatum, 2514 nucleotides. NCBI's taxonomy places the organism in Eukaryota, Dinophyceae, Prorocentrales, Prorocentraceae. The record is from the annotation of a GenBank genome assembly.